Microbotryum saponariae is the source of this 390-nucleotide messenger RNA. NCBI's taxonomy places the organism in Eukaryota, Fungi, Basidiomycota, Microbotryomycetes, Microbotryales, Microbotryaceae. The record is from the annotation of a GenBank genome assembly.
AUGCUGUUACACGCGCACACUGCGCUCGUGACAAGAUACUGAAGGCACGCAGAACGCAGGCCUUUUUCGCUAACCGGAAGCGGAAGGCCGAGAACAAAGGGGACUCGCGUUCGCCUAUAGGCGGUCUUUAUUUGGUGAAGACCGAGAACUUUGCGAGCGCUGCGCACCGCGCGCGAAAGUGGACAGCGCCUUGGGCUGGGCCGUUCGUGUGCACGGGUUACACUCCUGCAACAUCGACGUACACGUACAGCUCGGCGCUCGAUACGCGAACAGGAACAUACACCCAGGUGGGUAGCCAAUGAUCAGGAGCGGUUUCCGAACCGUCUUUUCAACCCGAAGCCAUUGUUCCCGAUCGACGGAGUCAAGUUGUUGACGGCUCUCCCGGAGUGA